Boeremia exigua is the source of this 1907-nucleotide messenger RNA. Its product is annotated as vacuolar carboxypeptidase-like protein Cps1. NCBI's taxonomy places the organism in Eukaryota, Fungi, Ascomycota, Dothideomycetes, Pleosporales, Didymellaceae. Bases 12 to 1745 code for a protein of 577 amino acids. Gene Ontology annotation, molecular function: metallocarboxypeptidase activity. The record is from RefSeq and is a predicted model, not a curated record. Gene Ontology annotation, cellular component: fungal-type vacuole lumen. The transcript is spliced from 2 exons.
ACACCAUCAUCAUGGCCAAGACUUGGGGAGACGCACACGAACCCGAGAUACAGAAGAAGACUUGGAUGCCAGGGGCUGCCCUGCGAUACAUAGUUCCUUUGUUGGGGCUAUGGCUGCUCCUCCGCGGUUAUAUCGUCGCCGGUGAUGCGCACCCUGGCACGAACACGGAUUCACAGGCCAAAUGUCACCAGGUUCACCCUCUGUUUCCCUCAAGAAGCACAAAAGAGUUGAACAACACUGAAAUCUAUUUGGGGUCUGACGACUUCCGCAAGCUUGCAAUUGAGCGUCUGUCUGGGGCCGUGCAGAUCCCCACCCAAAGCUACGAUGACAUGGGCGAUAUCGGAGCAGAUCCUCGAUGGGACAUCUUCUACUCGUUUGCAGACUACCUAGCAGAAACCUUUCCGCUCACCCAUGCAACUCUUCAGUUUGAGAAGAUCAAUACGCAUGGCUUGUUAUAUACAUGGGCGGGAACAGAUGCAUCUCUCAAAGCCAAUCUUUUGAUGGCUCAUCAAGAUGUAGUACCAGUUCCGGAUAGUACGGUCAAGCAAUGGACACAUCCGCCAUUCUCUGGUCACUACGACGGGAAGUUUGUCUGGGGUCGUGGCGCGAGCGACUGCAAGAACCAACUCAUGGCUAUAUUCAACACGGUAGAAGCGCUUCUGUCAGCCGGUUUCACACCCCGUCGCACGCUUAUUCUUUCCUUUGGCUUCGAUGAAGAAAUAUCUGGUCGUGAGGGUGCGCAACAUCUUGCACAACACUUAAUCAAGAAGCAUGGACACAACGCCAUUGCUGCUAUCGUGGACGAAGGUGCUGUCAAUGUGGAAAACUGGGGCGCGGAUUUUGCGAUCCCAGGUGUUGCAGAGAAGGGCUACAUUGACGUUAACGUCGUCGUGCGCAUGCCAGGUGGCCACUCCUCGGUUCCGCCUGCUCACAACGGCAUCGGUGUUGCUGCCGAACUAAUUACUCUGGUUGAGAGCAACCUCUACGAACCACGCCUUGCUGAUGAGAACCCGUAUGUUGGUCUCCUUACUUGUGGUGCUGAGCAUGCCCCCGAGUUCCCCAAGAAGCUGCACCACUUGCUCGACCAGCGGUCUACCAAGAGCCAACAUUGCAAGAAGAGGGAAGACAAACUCGCUGUAGAAGCAGCCAAGGCUGGUCUUGGUGUCAAAUAUCUCUUCACGACUUCCGUUGCUGUGGACAUUAUUCAUGGCGGCGUCAAGAACAACGCUCUGCCUGAGCGCACGCAGAUUACUGUCAACCACCGGAUCAAUGUUGGGUCGAGUUCAAAGGACAUCAAGGAACACAUUUCCAGGCUUGCGGGUAUCGUUGCAAAGAAGUACGGUCUAAAGCUCAACGCGUUCAGUGGCACUGAGGAGCCUUCCAGUAUCACACUGUCACAUGGUCCGACUGUCCUCGAGCCUGCGCCCGUAACACCAACCACUCUCCAGUCGAGCUCUUCAAACGGUACACAUGUCACACCCUUCUCGGUUCUCUCCGGUACCACACGUGCACUCUAUGGCAAAGACCUCGUCGUUGCGCCUGGUAUCAUGACUGGUAAUACUGAUACACGUUACUACUGGGAUCUGAGCGAGCACAUCUUCAGGUAUGGACCUGGAUGGGAUAAGGAGCAGGCCGGCAUGGGUAACAUUCACACUGUGGAUGAGAAGAUUGGUGUACAAGCCCAUCUCGAUACAGUUAAGUGGAUGUGGGGCUGGAUCAGAAACAUGGAUGAAGCGGAUUUGUAGAUGGCUUUUUUGGUUGGAUUGACAAGCCUAUUGAAACAAAGGGAUUACGAUACAAGGUCCAAAAGGGGGUGACGUAGGAAGCUAGGUCGGGUCGCGAAUAGCAAUACGAAUCAAUAUAUCAGCGACAAGCGUAUUGGUUAACUCCACUACUUUUGUCCACAA